AUGGCCACUCCUCCGCCCUCCUCUGAGCGCCAGGGCUACCAUCCAGACUGCGAGGCCGCCAUCAACCAGCAGAUCGGCCUGGAGCUCUACGCGGCCUCCGUGUACACCUCCAUCGCCGGCUACUUCCAGAGCCGGGCCUGGCAGCAGGGCUCCCAGUACUUCCAGAAGCGGGCCCUCAAGAAGAGGGAGCAGGCGGAGAGGCUGGUGUGGCUGCAGAGCCAGCGCGGGGGCCGGGUCCUGCUGGAGGUGGUCCCCCGGCCGCAGCACGAGUGGGACAGCAGCCUGAUGGCCCUGGAGCAGGCCCUGCUCAUGGCGAAGAGAGUGGACCAGGGCCUGUGGCACCUGCACCGCCUGGCCACCCACCGGGAGGACGCCCACCUGUGCGAGUUCCUGGAGAGCCACUGCCUGCACCCACAGGCCGCCUUCCUCCAGGAGCUGGGCGGCCACAUCAGCCAGCUGCGCCAGAUGCAGCCCCCCGAGUCCGGCCUGGAGGAGGACCUGCUCCACAAGCUCACCCUGGGCGACGGAGAGGAGCACUGA
Molecule: messenger RNA, 540 nt
Organism: Myotis daubentonii (Daubenton's bat)
Lineage: Eukaryota; Metazoa; Chordata; Mammalia; Chiroptera; Vespertilionidae
Product: ferritin heavy chain-like
Exons: 1
Coding region: 1-540 (179 amino acids)
Source: RefSeq, a predicted model, not a curated record